UUCAUCAAGAGACAUGAGCUAACAUGACGAGAUUUUGUUGGAUUCUGCUCUGCCCCGAAUGACCGGAAAACACAUGAUAUUUUCAAAGUAUGGCUUUUGUGAUGCGGAGUUUGCGAGAUUUGUGUAAAGUAUACAAUGUAAACACGGGAAUGACGUAUUGCGUCCUUCGACAACCUGUCAACCGAAUAUCGCUUGUUCUAUCAGCGCAAAAAUAUUGCUACAGUACCGAAACAACAGAUCGCCCAAAGAUUACUAGUAAUCUAACAAACAUACAAUCAUUGAUAAAUGAAACCGAAUCCGUGGUACAGGAUGCAGCAACUCAUAAAAAACAAAGUGAACAACAAAAAGAAGAUGAAGAGGAAAAAGCAAAUCGUGAAAGAUCAAAAAGAAUGAUGAAUUAUGGAUUUGCAGCAUUUGGUAUAUCCAUGAGCCUUGGCUUUACUUAUUUAGUAUACGAAUUAGGAAGACCUAAUUAUGAUGAACAUGGAAAUGUCAUUGAAGAUGAAUUUUCUCAUUUACCAUUCUUUGAACAAAUCUACAAAAGAGUCAGGAGAGAACUAAAUUAUUAUACAAGAUUAGUACAGGAACCCAGUAGAGAAAAGUUAUUACCUGAUCCAUUGAAACAUCCAUAUAUUCAGCCACCCUAUACCUUAGUUUUAGAGUUGACAGAUCUUCUUGUACAUCCAGAUUGGACAGUAAGUAUCUUGGAGUUUUAAUGUAAUUUAAUUCAGUAAUUGUA
This is a messenger RNA of Pogonomyrmex barbatus (red harvester ant), 739 nucleotides long. Its product is annotated as mitochondrial import inner membrane translocase subunit TIM50-C. NCBI's taxonomy places the organism in Eukaryota, Metazoa, Arthropoda, Insecta, Hymenoptera, Formicidae. The record is from RefSeq and is a predicted model, not a curated record.